AUGGUAUCUACCCGCCAUCUUUUGGCCCUGUUCCUCGCCACGGUUGCCGCGUACGCAGCACCCACGCGAAGCCAGCAAGGAAGCUGCCUAUCAGCAGAGGCCGCCGGAGCAGUUGCAACAAAGUACGGCGAGUUGAUCUCUGCCUACAGCGAUGCAGCCGCCGAUGCAAUUCUGUCGCCGAGCUUUACGGAUUACUCGGGAGGCGUCAAUGCUCUAAUCAACACUUGCCCACAAGGCGAAGCCGCAAAGACAUUACCUCUUCUCUCGCCAACAUUCACCAGUCGAGACCUUUUCAAGAUCGGCCAAGGCCAGCAACCACCCAUCAACUUUGAGCAGCUCGGCAUCUGGUAUAACUGCAAUUCUGUUACUAUUCGAUGGAGUUCGACCAACACCGCCCCGGGGAACGAUGUCAAGCCUAUUGUGGGGCUCAUCGUGAUGGAGACCAUCGAGGCGCCUGCUGGCAGCGCCAACCCCUAUCUCAUCGACACUGUCUUCAGCGAGUUCGACUCCGGCAGUUGGCUCCAAAAUUUGGCGGCUGCAGGAAUCUGUGGGUCGAUGAGUCCUGUUGUUGGUGCUCCUACGUCGGCUUCUGGGCCAGCUGAAGCACCCAUUGCAUCCGCAUCCGCUGUCUCAGCUGCCCGACCAUUCUCUGAGAUUCAGCCACAGGGGCAAAAGGUCUCUGAGACAAUGACAGCUUCUCGUUUCAGAGCAUAA
Molecule: messenger RNA, 714 nt
Organism: Ramularia collo-cygni
Lineage: Eukaryota; Fungi; Ascomycota; Dothideomycetes; Mycosphaerellales; Mycosphaerellaceae
Exons: 2
Coding region: 1-714 (237 amino acids)
Source: RefSeq, a predicted model, not a curated record